Molecule: messenger RNA, 4270 nt
Organism: Sitophilus oryzae (rice weevil)
Lineage: Eukaryota; Metazoa; Arthropoda; Insecta; Coleoptera; Curculionidae
Exons: 10
Coding region: 756-3155 (799 amino acids)
Source: RefSeq, a predicted model, not a curated record
CAGCGCGUUGAUUUCGCGCGAUGAAACUUAUCAUUUUUUACUCAGCCCUGGCUGAGUAUUGGCUACACUGGCAAGUAUUUAAACGAUUCUGUGGUUGCAUUAUCAAAUGUCAAAUCUCUGUAUCAGCUGUUUGAAGUCUUUGAACUUGUCUACAUAUUAUUUUUUCAAUUUCAAUAUUUUUCUACGAUCUGGAAGGUUUUACAGUUAUAUACGAUUUUAUGAAGAUUCUACAGUAACGACUCGUUUGCCAAGAUUGUAAAAAAAGUAGCCGUUAUAACAAAAACGUAUCAUUUAAUCGACACCUAUAUACCAAAAACAAAUUCCAAGUACGUAGGAGAAUUCAGAGCUCGAAAAAAAUUAUUGAACCAAAAAUCGCCAGCCAAAACAGCAGCUCAACGAGUAUUCGAGUUGGGAAAAAACUUUGAGAAAUGCCACGAUUAUAGCGGACAUCGACGAGUUCCUCUGGACCACAAGUCACAGAUACUCCACAUCCGAAUACCAGCAGAGGCGAUGACACUAAUAUGCCAAAAACAAAUGCCGAGUACGUACGAGAAUUCAGAGCUCGAAAAAAAUUAUUGAAACAAAAAUCGCCAGCCAAAACAGCAGCUCAACGCAAUCGAGAAUAUUAAGCUCGAAAAAAAGCUUUAAGAAAUGCCGUGACUCUAGGAAACAAUGAAAUACCAUCGACAAGUUCCUCUGGACUACUGGUCACAGACACUCUACAUCCGAGUACCAGCAGAGGCGAGGGCACCGAUAUGCCAAAAACAACUGCCGAGCGCGUACGAGAAUACAGAGCUCGAAAAAAAUUAUUGAAACAAAAAAGGCCAGCCAAAACAGCAGCUCAAUGCAGUCGAGAAUAUCGAGCUCGUAAAAAAGCUUUGCGAAUUGCCGCGACUAUAGGAGACAAUGAAAUACUAUCGACGAGUUCUUUUGCGGUACAGGUUACAGAUACUCCACAUCUGAAACAAAAAAUGCCAGCCAAAACAGCGGCUCAAAGCUGUCGAGAAUAUCGAGCUCGUAAAAAAGCUUUGAAAAUCGCGACUAUAGGUGACAAUGAAAUACUAUCGACGAGUUCUUCUGGACUACAGGUCACAGACACUCCACAUCCCAGUACCAGCAGAGGCGAGGGCGCCGAUAUGCCAAAAACAAAUGCCGACUACGUACGAGAAUACAGAGCUCGAAUAAAAUUAUUGAAACAAAAAUUGCCAGCCAAAACAGCAGCUCAACGCAAUCGAGAAUAUCGAGCCCGUAAAAAAGCUUUGACAAUUGCCGCGACUAUAGGAGACAAUGAAAUACCAUCGACGAGUACAUCUGGACUACAGGUCACAGACACUCCACAUCCCAGUACCAGCAGAGGCAAUGGUAGUAUUUUGUAUAAUUAUCUUUCUCAAGCAAGGGGCGAAGUACAAACAACAAGGCCUAGGAAAUCAUGUGCACAGCGGUGUCGUGAAUAUAGAGAGCGAAAGAAGGCGAGGCAAAAUGCCGAAAAUAUUGUCUCUCCAGUCGCCAGUGUUUCGUCAAAGUACGAAACACAAGUGCAAGUGUUACAAUCCGAAGUGAUCGAAGUUGAGUGUGACUUUCCCGCCACUUCAGAUGCCGAAAAUAUUGUCGCUCAAAGACCAGUAGUCUCUCCAGUCGCCAGUGUUUCGUCAAGGGCUACUGACAUACAAAUUGAUUCUCUGCAAGUGUUAGAAUCCAAAGUGAUCGAUGUUGAUUGUGAUGCUCCCGCCACUUCAGAUGUCAGACGACAAUCAAUAUCUACAGAUAUCCCAAUUGAUGUGGAUGAGGAAAAUGCGUACACUGUUUAUUGUCGUAACUUGAUUCAAACAAGAAAUCCGCCUAAAUCAUGUGCACAGCGGAAUCGUGAAUACAGAGCGCGAAAGAAGGCGAUGAAAGAUGCCGCAAAUUUUGUCGCUCAAAGACAAAGAGUUUCUCCAAUCGCUAAUGUUUCGUCAAAUGCCACUGACAUAGUAAUUGAUUCUCUGCAAGUGUUACAAUCCGAAGUGAUCGAAGUUAAGUGUGAUUCUUCCGCCACUUCAGAUGUGGAUGAGCAAAAUACGUACAGUGCGUAUCGUAUCUUAGUUCAACCAAGAAAGCCGACUAAAUCCUGUGCACAGCGGAGUCGUGAAUACAGAGCGAGAAAGAAGGCGAUGAAAGAUGCCGCAAAUAUUUUCGCUCAAAGACAAAAAGUUUCUCCAGUCGCCAAAGUUUCGUCAAAUGCCACUGACAUACAAAUUGGUCCUGUGCAAGUUUUAAAAUCGGAAGCGAUGGAAGUAGAGUGUGAUGCCACUUCAGAUAUCAGACGACAGUUAACAUCUACAGAUAUCCCGAUUGAUGUGAACGAGCAAAAUACGUACAGUGCUUAUCGUCAAGCUCACCAGGAAUUUAUGAAUAAAUUUACAAAAAAUCCUUUUGGAGACGUUUGCACGAUAUGUAAUAGAGUGUGGUUUAAAGAAGAUUUAAAACAACCAGUGGAAGCGCACCAUGAAAUUCUACACACAAUUUUACCUGAUACAUCUGUGGAAAAUAUUUUAGCUUGCAAUACAUGUUUUUCUUCAUUGAAUAAGAAGAAAAUUCCAGUCAUGUCGGCAUAUAAUGGAUUCAAAUUUCCUGACGUUCCGGAUCACCUGCCACCGUUGGAAAUAUCAGAAAGAUCGAAACUUUCGCCUCGCAUUCCAUUUAUGCAGAUCAGGAGAUUGCGCCAUGUUAAUGGCGUUGAAUCUCAGGACAGCGUUGAAUCUGAGGAUGACUCCUAUCUAGCUAAUGUGAACGAUAUAGGAACAGAUACUGAUCCGAUUGCAGAUGCACCACAAUUAGUCAAUGUGGGGGAAAUACCAUGUAUAAAAACGGAAAAAGACGAUCCAGAUUUCGUGGAUCCUGCGCAGUUUUCUGAUUAUCCACCAGUUCAGAUUAAAGUAGAAGUACCUGAAGAUGAGCUGUAUGAACCUAAAUAUAUACCUGAUAUUGAUACUGAAGAAUCUAAAUUUGACCCAUUAUGCCUUGAUGAGAAAACUGAUACUGCAUUACUCCAAAAAAGGCCAGCUUCUGAGCAACCCAGUGGGGAAAAUUGCCUAUCGAAAAAAUUUAAAACGACAGUCAAGGAGGAAGAUUCAACAAUCAUUGAGGAUGAAGCAUAUUUGUUGGGUCAAUCUUGAACCAGAAAAUAUCGAGAAUUACGACCUGGUCAGCAGUUGCUUGCGAAGAAAGCGAUAGAGGAGAUUUUAUCUAAAGCAAAAUGUGACGGACUACUCGAGAAUUCAGUUAUUAUUAACGGAGGUUUAAGUUAUUCUUGUGCAGGAACUUCUACAAAUUCGUAGGCUUAAGUAGUGAUAUUUUUUUGGUAUUAAGUAUAAAAAGACAGCGUAAUAGGUACAGCGUAGAAUACGUUUAAGUUUAUCAAACAAGAGAGGGAAAAGUUCAACAAAAGACAGCCAAAAAAUGACAGAAAAUGUAAUCUAUGUUUGUUUUGUUUUAAAAUUAUUAAUUAUUAUUAUAUUAAUAUUUUUUCAAUAUUUCCAGAUUUUGAUUUAUUUUAUAAGCACAAAAAAAUAUAAAAAUACUGCUCUAAGAGAUAAUUCAGUGACGGUUAGGUUAGGUUAAGUUGUUUCUGGGGUCUUUAGCCACUGGAAAUAAAUCUACAAAAUAAAAAAGUUAUUUUUUGUAAACACCACUGGGCGUUGAAUCCAAACGGAAACCAGCUGGUCAGUGACUUUACUAGUAAAACAAAUUUGCCUAACCAACACAAAAUACUUAACUUUUCAGGAGGCAUGUCUCCUACCGUCGCGCGUCGCCAGCAGCAAAAAACAAAGAAAAAUAAACUAAAAUAUCUUAAUACAACUAUUCAAGAACACUUUCAUUUUUUAGCAGAUAACUAUGUUACUGACACUGAGAGAACGCCAAAAAACUUAAACUUUCUGUAUAUGAUUCUUUUGUUGGUUUUAAAUAUUUACUUAUGUUGAUAUAAUAUGUUGUGGUGUUUUGAUAAAAAUAAGUAAUCAAAGAAACGAUAGUCCUACAUUACUAACCUCUUGUAUCUUAUAUUAGAUUGGAUUAAAAAAGCCUCUUUUAUUUUUUUGUUUUGAGGUUAUCUUUGUGUUUUUUUUUGCUUCUGGCGACGGGAGGAGAUCACACCUCCUGAAAUGUUAAGCAUUUUUUCUCUGUUAGGCUAAAGCGUUAGUUAGGCUACGUUGGGACGUUGGUCCGACGGUGCUCUGAUUGGUCAUAGCGUUUUCGCGCCACUUUUCAUCCGUAAAUAUUUUACUUCAGCUCG